GGAAGCGCGGCGGCGCAGGCGCAGCCUCUCGUGCGGGCCCUCGGGCUUUUUCUUCUCCGAGUGCCGGAGGAGGCGACCCCUAGCCUCGGACCCUCGGGAGAUGCCAGCCCCGGCCUGAGGCCAGAGCGCGCCCUUCAGCCCCUGGAGGUGACCAUGGCGUGGAGAGGGCGAGCUCUAUCUUGUGAAGACGCCCCCAUCCGCUCGGAGAGGACCCUCUGUGAGGGAGAGGGAGCCAUGGCACCCAGGGGCCUGGGAGCCACCCACCAGGAGCCAGUGACCUUCCAGGACGUAUCUGUGGACUUCACUCGGGAGGAGUGGAUGCGGCUGGACCGUCCGCAGAGGGACCUGUACAGGGACGUCAUGCUGGAGAACUACCACAACCUGGUCGUGGUCUCACUGGCAGGACAUCCAAUUUCCAAGCCAGAUGUGAUCUCCCGCUUGGAGCAAGGGCGAGUGCCUUGGGUGCUGAAGAGAGGAGCCUCUGCACGGGCCUCUUUGGAUAGGGAGACUAAGCCUGAAGCCAAGGAGUUGGCUUCUAAGCUGUCCGUAUCGAUGGAGGAAUCCCCUCCGGGGAGAUCCAUAAAGGAAGGUUCCCAAGGGUGCAAGCUGGAGCCAGCUGUUGAAUAUGGUGGCAGCUCAGAGCAGCAGGUGGGAGACGAGGAGGCUGAGUCUAGGCAUGUCCAAGGGACCCCCAAGAGAACAGCCAGCAAAGGGAAGGGCCAUGACUGCAAGAAGUUGGGGAGAAGCCUUGGCCUUGAGGCAAACCUUUUUCCUCCACAGAAGCUUCCCAGAGGGAAGUUGUUGCGUAAAAGUGACACUCGGGGAAAGAGCUUCAAACAGUAUUCAGAGCUGGUGAAAGGCAGUAAGGUCUCCUCAGGGAAGAAAUUUUCCAAGUACAAUGAAUGUAGUAAGUCCUAUAGUCACAGUGUAGACCUCCUUCAAUAUGAAAUUCAUAAUGGAGAGAAACCUUAUGAGUGCCGUGAGUGUGGGAAAGCCUUCAGCCGAAGAACAAACCUUACUGUCCAUCAGAGGAUUCACACCGGAGAGAAACCCCACAAAUGUAGUGAGUGUGGCAAGGCCUUCAUCCAGAGCGCACAACUUACAGUCCAUCAGAGGAUUCAUACGGGGGAAAAACCCCACAAAUGUAGUGAGUGUGGCAAGGCCUUCAUCCAGAGAGCCCAACUUGCUGUGCACCAGAGGAUUCACACUGGGGAAAAACCUCAUAAAUGUAAUGAGUGUGGAAAGGCCUUUAUCUCCAGAACACACCUCACAGUCCAUCAGAGGAUUCACACUGGAGAGAGGCCUUACAAAUGUACUGAAUGUGGAAAAGCCUUUAUCCAGAGGGCACAGCUUGCCAUACAUCAAGGAACUCAUAUUGGGGAGAAUCCCCAUAUAUGUAAUGAAUGUGGGAAAGCCUUUAACCACAUAGCAGCCCUGAAUUCCCAUCAAAGGAUUCAUACAGGAGAGAAGCCUUAUAAAUGUACUGAAUGUGAUAAAGCUUUCAAUCACUAUUCUUCCCUUGCUCACCAUCAAAAGAUCCAUAUAAGAGGGAAUCCUUAUGAAUGUAAUGAAUGUGGGAAAGCCUUCAACCGAAGAUCAUUUCUGACUUACCACCAGAGAAUUCACACUGGAGAGAAGCCUCAUAAAUGUAAUGAGUGUGGAAAAGCCUUCAGCUACAAGUCUUCCCUCACUCAACAUCAGAAAAUUCACACAGGAGGGAAACUCAUAUGUAAUGAAUGUGGGAAAGCCUUCAAUGGCAAAGCACUCCUUAUUUACCAUCAGAGAAUCCACACUGGAGAGAAGCCUUAUAAAUGUAAUGAAUGCGGUAAGGCAUUCAAUUGCAAUUCUUCUCUUACUCACCAUCAGAAAACACAUACUGGGUGGAGACCUUAUGAAUGUAAUGAAUGUGGAAAAGCCUUCAGUAGGAGCACACACCUUACCGAACACCUGAGAAUUCACACUGGAGAGAAACCCCAUAAGUGUAAUGACUGUGGGAAGGCCUUCAUCCAGUUUACUCAUCUCACUGUCCAUCAGAGAAUUCAUACUGGAGAGAAACCUCAUAAAUGUAAUGAAUGUGGAAAGGCCUUCAAAUAUCGAUCAUCCUUUACUUCCCAUAGAAGAAUUCAUACUGGAGAGAAACCUCAUAAAUGCAAUGUGUGUGGGAAGGCCUUCACCCAGAUCACCCAUCUUACUGUACAUCAGAGAACUCACACUGGGGAGAAACCUUAUGAAUGUAAUGUAUGUGGGAAAGCCUUCAAACACAGCUCAUCCCUUACUUCCCAUUACAGAACUCAUGUUGAUGAGAAGCGAUAAAUCUAGUGAAUGUGUGGUUCUUUCACUUGGGAAAGACCUUCAUUUGCAUCAGAGAAUAUAGAAGGUAUCAAAGUGAAAAGGUGGCUCAUCCCUUACCAUCAGAGAAGUCAUAUUGCAGAGAAGCCUUAUAAAAACAGUCCUGUGAAUGUAAUGAGCAUGGUAAGGUAUACAUGGAAGAUAAUUCAUAAGAAAUAAAAACCCUUCCAUGUGUAGAAACUUUCUCAGUUCCCCAUUGGCUGUCCCAAAUCUUUUCCUCUUUCCUCAAGGCUUUUAACCCCCUCACUUCCCAGAGUUACAGCUGGCAACAGCUGCAGGUUUCCCCUGUACAUAUUGAGAAGAUCCAUUGUACAAUCUCUCACUUCCCCCUGCAUCCCCAGUGGCCUCACCCCAUCUUCCUUCAGGUCCCAGGAGAAGCUUGUCCUUACUUUAAUUAAGGAUAAACCCUGUUCUUGUGCCCUUGACCUUAUCCUUUCCUGCCUCUUGGGUAUCUUCAAUCUCCUUUCCACAUAAGCCACUUUCUCUGCCUGCAAAAAUCUGUGACUCCUCAGUGCUUUCAAACAAAAUGCUCCCUUCUCUAAGGUCCCGUCCAUUUUCUUUGGCUUCUGCACACUUGUUGUAGAAUGUUCUCUGCACCACUUCCAAAAACAUUCUUCUCUCUCUCCUCCAUGCUUUUCCAUUCCCACCAUUCUGUUCAACCUAAUGUCAUCCAGGCCACCAUUGACUCACUGUCCCCAAAUCACUGUGUGUUCAGUCUCUCCCCCUCAGCUCUUGGAAGCUUUUGACACUGUGGACACUUCUCUCUACCCUGAUUUUGUCACCUCUUUCUGCUCUGCUAGUUCAUUCCCUUGCAGACCUGGUGAGGUAGGUGUGCCCCAAGACUCUGCUUUGGGCCCUCCUCAGAGUUCUUUGUGGUCAAGUCUUCUUUCCUGACUUGAACUUACAGAUCUCCAGCUCAUGUUCCACCUUGUAUCAGAGGCAAGACUUCAGUUUGAAUCCCAGCUCCAGUUUUACUGUGUGAGGCUGGCAAGCAAGUCUCUUCCCUUCACAGGGAGAUGGGGGAGUUGGACUGCGUUGACCUCUGCAGUCUCUUUGAACUCCAGUCCGUUAUCCUGUGAACCUAAGUCUCAGACUAGAUUGGGCCCAAUGUUCUGGCCCCAAGGUCUUUUUGAAUUCUCCCUAUAAUCUGCUGUGUUGGUUAUCAUUCCCAAUUUGAUCUGCAGUGUGGAUAAAGGGUAUCAUUCUCCGCCUUUAUCUAAGUUAUUGAUAGUGUUCAACUGUACAGGGCCUUCCAAGCUGGCCUGGAAUCACAAAUGACUGUGCUUGGGUUCAGACAAUCAGCCAGUUCUACCAAACAACUGUCAUUUAGCUCUUACCCCUCCACCCUGGGUAUUUGCUCAAAUCUAGGUAAAUGAUAGUGAUUGCAUUUCUUUGUUCAACCACUUACAUAACCAUUGUUGAUGGCCUAUUGCUGAGCAAAGUCCCUUUCUAGCUGUUUCAGAAGCAUCCCUUCAAUUGCACAGUCUAGAAGUUUGUUGGGAAUUGAGUCUAGCCCACUGAUGUGUAGGCUGUUCUCCUUCCUCUCGUUUGCAGUGCCUCUUCUACCCCCCAUGACCUUCAAAGAUCAUUGUCAAUAGCUCAUCAGUCACUUCUUGUUCAGUCCUUCCAGUUGUAUCCAACUCUAUGACACCAUUUGGGGUUUGCUUGGCAAAGAUAGGGGAGUUAUUUCCUACUUCCUUUUCAAGCUCAUUUUACAGAUGAGGAAACUGAGACAAACAGGAUGAAGUGAUUUGCCCAGGGUCACAUGGCCACUAAGUGUUUAAGCUCAGAUUUGAACUCAGGAAGAUGAGUCUGACUCCUGACUUCUGGUGCUCUAUACACUGCAGCACCACCUAGUUGUCCAGUCACGGCAACUACAUCUACCAGCUAUUUCAGCACUAGUGAAGUGACUGGAGCCAUUUGGGGUUUUUUCUAUGGUCACUUGCCCCAGACAGUGGUCCUGCUCCUAUGAGCCUCCUCUUUUACCCAGAGGCGUACAGACAUUCCCCAAACUACCCCAAACUUUAACAGUCCUGACACUGUUGGACAAUACCAGGUUACUUUUGUAUUUACCCUCUGUUGUGCUUGCUUAACUUUUGCUCCAUACUCUAUGCUUGGAAUUUACUCCUUUUACCCUGUGAAUGUCCUUUAAAGCGCAGAUCAAAUAUCUACCCCCACCCCGGUCCUGAAUCCUUCCAUUUGUUAAGGAUCUUCCCCCAACCCCACUCCAAAAACCGGGAACCUCAAAAUAGUUUGUGCCUUUCUAAGGCAAAUGUCCUGUAUUCAAAAUUAUUUUCCCUUCUAAAAAGGGAGCCACUUUGGCAAAGGACCACUUUUAUAGACACAGUUGAGUAAAAAGUGCACAGAAUACAACAUGCAUUUGUAAGUCCCAGUAGGAUUCCCUAGAGAAGGUGAGUCAGGAGAGAUGUUUGUGGUUGUUUGUGGAUGCCACACUGAUUAGAUCUGCAUUGCAGAGCCUCCUCUGUAAUGAGAUAGAGCCAGGUAUUCACAAGGGCCCCACCUAAGAGGCCGCCAAGGAAGAAGUAAAUGAAUGGAUGAGAGUAUUUCUGUCCAGACUAUGCCAUACAGUUGGAUGAUCAGCCCCUGGAGUUGGUGUAGAAACCUCCUCCUUUGGGACAGGCCUUGCAAAUGGAUGCUGAGUGGAACCAAAAUUGAAUGGAAGGAAGAGAGCAGGGUCAGUUACAUUUGGAAAAUCGGCAGUGCUUUUAAAGAUCCCAAGCUGUUAAAAACAAACAAACCCAAAACCCAUCUUUUCAAUUUAAAUGAUUCCCUGGUGAUGCAGAAAAUGAUACGGGAUGUGCUACAAGUCGGCUACAGCAUGUUUCCUGGGAAGAAGGGGUGUGUCAUGUGGCAGUAACGGGGUACCGUGGCUGCUUGAGUGCCCCACUGGUGUUUGAAAUGUGCAAGACCAGGGAGGGAAGAGGGGAAGGGGUCUUUGGAACCGUGUAGCCCUACCUGAAUCCCCCAGGAUGAAAAACCAGAGGUGGGCUGUGAUCUGCAGUUGGGUGAGGGAAGAGCCAGAAGAAAUCACAAGUCCAUUUUUUUGUAGAUGUCAUAACCUCUCGUUAGACUGUUAAUUCCAUGUGGGCAGGGACCAGGUUUUUAUCUACGUUUUAUAUGUUUCCCUUGGAUUUAGCACAGUUUGCCGUGCCUAUAGGAUACUUAAUAAAUUAAAGUCAA
This is a messenger RNA of Dromiciops gliroides (monito del monte), 5550 nucleotides long. RefSeq names its product zinc finger protein 260-like. The coding region runs from base 154 to 2313 and encodes 719 amino acids. The record is from RefSeq and is a predicted model, not a curated record. Gene Ontology annotation, biological process: regulation of DNA-templated transcription. The transcript is spliced from 6 exons. NCBI's taxonomy places the organism in Eukaryota, Metazoa, Chordata, Mammalia, Microbiotheria, Microbiotheriidae.